AUGUCUUGGUUUGGAAACGGAACCCCCAGCACCCAAGAAUUGGAUAGUAAGAUCGAGGAGGCGACUCUGGAAUCAAUUCCUAAUGGAGAGUUUGAUGUUGCCGUUGCGUUUGAAAUCACCGAUAUCAUCAGAAGCAAAAAAAUCCUGCCUAAACAGUGUAUGAGAUGUUUAAAGAAGCGAUUGACUAAUACCUAUCAGAACCCCAAUUUAUUGACUUCUUCUUUGAAGCUAGUUGAUGUUUGUGUCAAGAAUGGAGGAUACCACUUUUUGGUAGAACUUAGCUCAAAGGAAUUCAUGGAUUACUUGGUGGAUUUUAUAUUCAAAGUCAAUUAUAAUAUCCAUGAUGGUAAGGUCAUUGGUAAUCAGGCUAAACUUGAUGUUGGGAAUUUGAUAUUGGGGUUGAUCAAGAAUUGGAAGCUAUUCUUCAAAAACCAACUCCAAUUGAACUACGUCGAAACCUGUUAUAAUGACCUAGUGAGAAGAGGCUAUGAAUUCCCUGAGACUGACACUUCGGAAUAUUUAAACGGGGUAUUUAUUGAUUCGGAGACCCCAGCCGAUUGGGUUGACAAUGAUGAAUGCAUGAUCUGUUAUAAGCCCUUUUCCAUGAUGAACCGAAAGCACCACUGUCGGUCAUGUGGAGGGGUGUUUUGUCAAGAGCAUUCUUCUCAUUCAAUCCCUCUACCAUCCUUAGGAAUAACUGAGCCAGUGAGAGUGUGUGAUAAUUGUCAUUUUAAAUUGAAGUACAAGUUGAAGGAAAAUAACAAUUUAUCGUUGUCGAAUAACAAGCAUAGCAGAUCAGCACUGCAAAACAAUGUGAACCACGAAGGAGAGGACGAGGAUUUGAAGAGAGCCAUCGAAAUGAGUUUGAAGGAGUCCGGAGGUAUUGAAGUUGCUCAGCCUUCUUCACACCCUCCCUCAAACCCACCUCCUAAAGGUGAUGAUGAAGAGGAUGAGGAAAUGAAGGCCGCAAUUGCUGCAAGUCUUAAAGAAUUCCAAGCACAAGAACAACUGUAUAAGCAACAACUGAAUACUCGAGCACCUCAGCCUAUUUUGGAAGAACCAAAAUCAGAGUUCUACAACAAUAUUUUUCCAUUUGACAAGUACUCAACACCACAGUCUGAUCCAUAUCAAGCUACUUCUCCUUCUCAGUAUCAAUAUUCUUCACCACCACAGCAAAGCAGCGGACCUCUCACGCCUGCUCAGCAUAUGGAGAAACACAACCAAUUGCAUUCUGAGGGAUUAACUCAAAAUGAAGAAGACUCCAUUAGCUUGUAUGUCACAUUGAUCAACCAGAUAAAGACCGAUAAGUCUAGACAAUCGAACGUUCUUCAUGAUAAGGAUUUGAAUGAUUUACAUUCUAAAGUGAUUCAAAUCAAGCCUAAAUUGAAUAGAACUUUAAGAAGCUCUAUUGAAAGGUAUGAGACAUUCGUGGCUUUGAACAACAAGAUAUCCACUAUUACUAAGCUUUAUGAUCAAUUCUUGGAGAAUAAAUUGUCACAAGCGUAUGGAAACCAGACCCUUUACAACCCUUAUCCUAAUCAGCAAUAUGAUGAAAAUUAUAAGGACCAAAAUGGAACGAGCUAUCAAACCCAAUCUCAGCAUGGUUACAGUAACGGCUAUGGAGAACAACAAAGGUAUACAGGUUAUCCGGGCCAGGAUCUGAACAACCAAUACAGUCAGCCACAGUCGACGGGCCAAUAUAACCAACCCCAGGCAACUGGUCAGUAUAGUCAACCACAAACUACUGGUCAAUACAAUCAACCACAAACUACUGGUCAAUACAAUCAACCACAAACUACUGGUCAGUACAGUCAACCUCAAGCUAAGGGUCAGUAUAUUCAACAGCAGGCUACCGACCCCUUGGGGCAAAACACUGGUCAAUACUCCACAUCAUUCAGUCCUCAAACUCCAACUGCUCAACCUUAUCCUUCUCAACACGAACAGUUCGAGGAAAGCGAACCUAACUAUGAUGAACCAGAAUCCACUACCCAAUCAUAUAAUGCACCAAUCGAAACACCAAGUUACUCUCAGGAGUUUACCAAUAUCUCGGCAUAUCCUCCAAUUGAGAACACAGGAAAGUUAAGAAGCGAGCCAGACUAUCCUCCAACUUCCACAUACCCUGAACAAAAUCAAUAUGACACGGGUAGCUCUAUUGAGUCUACCAGAUCAAGGUUUCCUCCGAUAGAGGAUGUUAAGGCCGAGUAUCCACAACACCCAUCUGCGUCCAAUAUAUCAAAGUUGCCUCAGCUUCCUGAUUCUUUUUCGAGUCCACCACCAACAUCUUUUACUUACCCAAGCUCAGAGGAAACGUCCAAGAGAGUUGAAGAGCCUUUGAUAGACCUUUGA
Yamadazyma tenuis ATCC 10573 is the source of this 2346-nucleotide messenger RNA. RefSeq names its product ESCRT-0 subunit protein (gene VPS27). Gene Ontology annotation, cellular component: ESCRT-0 complex. Lineage: Eukaryota; Fungi; Ascomycota; Pichiomycetes; Serinales; Debaryomycetaceae. Gene Ontology annotation, molecular function: ubiquitin binding; metal ion binding; phosphatidylinositol-3-phosphate binding. The record is from RefSeq and is a predicted model, not a curated record. Gene Ontology annotation, biological process: protein targeting to vacuole; protein transport to vacuole involved in ubiquitin-dependent protein catabolic process via the multivesicular body sorting pathway.